AUGGCAUUGGUGCCUAGUGACACUGAUAUAGAGUGCUCCGGCGUGGCCGUUGUGUCUGCUUGCUACACCUUCAUAACAUAUGGCUCACCGGACCCUUCUCCGGGAUCUCCAUGCUGUAAUUCCAUGAUAAGUAUCAAAAUGGUUUCCGCUCCUACUGUUGAAAACCGGAGAUUUAGCUGUAGAUGCUUGAUGAGCCUCAUUUCCACUUACAACCCUAACGGCUAUGCGCUUUCUACUUUGCCCGACUUUUGUCAAGUCUCUUUGGGUUUCAACAUGGAUCCCAACACUGAUUGCAACCUGAUACCAUGA
Argentina anserina (silverweed cinquefoil) is the source of this 309-nucleotide messenger RNA. RefSeq names its product putative non-specific lipid-transfer protein 14. Gene Ontology annotation, biological process: lipid transport. NCBI's taxonomy places the organism in Eukaryota, Viridiplantae, Streptophyta, Magnoliopsida, Rosales, Rosaceae. The record is from RefSeq and is a predicted model, not a curated record. Gene Ontology annotation, molecular function: lipid binding. Gene Ontology annotation, cellular component: membrane.